GUUGGUUGUUGUGAUUGUGUUGUUUGGAUGGCGAUGGUCUAUGCUGAAUGUUGAUAAUUACAUUUAUACCGAAAUGGAGGUGUCAAAAGAAAUUUACUGUAUAUGUGGAAAACCCUAUGACGAAAAACAGUUUAUGAUUCAGUGUGACAACUGCCGAGAGUGGUAUCACGGCAACUGUGUCAAUGUUCGUGAAUAUGUAUCUAUCGACCUGGACAAAUAUCACUGCCCACAGUGUGAAGUUGCGUGUGGCCCUUCUGUUUUCAAAAAGCAGUACAAUUUCCACAGACAUAAUUAUUCGGACAUGGAAGCUGAAAAUAAACCUGUCCAGACAGGAACUCCAGUCUUUGUAGAAGAGUUGAAAACCAGACAUUUCCCCAGUGCAGAUCCUGUGGUAACAAGGCUGACAGGUAACCAAUUGACUUUAAACCACCUUUAUCAAAAUGGUUUUGAUCAGCCCAUCAUUGUUGAUGAAAAAGAAGGUCUGGAUUUAAGAGUACCCUCUGAAUAUUUCACUGUGCAAGAUGUUGAAGCUUUAGUGGGUUCUGAUAGAGAGGUGGAUGUCAUUGAUGUGGCCCGUCAGACAGACAUAAAGAUGACAGUAGGAGAUUUCGUCAGUUAUUUCAACAACCCAAUGAGACAGAGGGUGUUGAAUCUCAUCAGUUUGGAGUUUUCUGACACCAAACUGAGUGAGUUGGUGGAAGCACCUUAUGUUGCUCGUAAGUUGGAUUGGGUGAACACAGUUUGGCCACUCUCCAUCGGAACCCUUCCUACAGUGUACAAACGUCCCGAGGUUCAAAAAUAUUGCCUCAUUGGUGUCAAAGACUCCUAUACAGACUUCCACAUAGACUUUGGUGGUACUUCUGUGUGGUACCAUGUCCUCAGGGGUGAGAAAAUCUUUUAUUUGAUCAAACCAACAAUGGCCAAUCUGUCUCUGUAUCAGAGGUGGAUGACGUCUUCUACACAACACGAAACAUUUUUUGGAGAUCAGGUGGAUUGCUGCUACCGAUGCAUUGUCCCGGCUGGCCACACUAUGAUGAUACCAACAGGAUGGAUACAUGCUGUACUCACCCCAGUGGACACACUUGUCUUUGGAGGCAACUUUUUGCACAGUCUUAACAUCCCUAUGCAGCUCCAGAUUUACGAGAUCGAAAAAAAAAUGAGGACUCCAGGUAAAUUUCGGUUUCCUGCAUUUGAGACAAUAAAUUGGUAUGCUGCCAAGCAGCUGUGUGAAGAGUUAAGAAUGCUGAAUGACGAAUCAUCCAAAGUUCCAGCUUAUCUACUACAGGGUGUGAAGGCUUUGCUGGUGACCCUCAAGCAGUGGAGUCAGGAUAGAGAUACAAAUAAAAGUCGUAAAGAAGAAAUUCCAUCAAUCAUUGAUGGUCCCAAGCUAUUAAAAGAUCUGAGUAAAGAAAUACGCCAUGCUGAAAAAUACUUGAACUCCCUACAUCCUCCUAAACCUGAAAGAGAAUCAAAACGGAAGAAAAAGAAACCAGUGAACAAAGAUUUUGUUGACUAUUCCCAACCGCAAAACAGUAUUCUGUUAGCACAGAUGAAAAUGGAACCAAAAGAGCCUAUUAAGCUAAAUAUGAAAGUGCUGAACAAAAAACUGCAAAUAAAAGAAGAGCCUAUUGUGAGACCUCCUUUGAAAUUAACUCUACCUAAACCUGUGAUGUAUCCAUAUACAACCCCUCUGAGUGAAAACAAGCUAAAAAAAGAAGAAAAUAUUGAUCAACCUGGAGCUGAAAAUAAGCCUUGGUUUAUAACAAUGGAUCGGUCACGGCAUAUAAAAAUUAAAGCGGAAUCCAAUGGACUUAAAGUGAAACUUGCAAAACAAGCAGAAAUGCCUUUUAUUAACUUACCCCCAAACCCGCCUGUGCACCAUUCUUUUCAGGAUGAUUAUUUGGACCCAAAAGACCAGAUAGAUUCAGUCUAUGAUUUCCACGAUGAUGAAGAUUAUCCAGAUGAUGAUGAUGACAAUUGCUUAACAAUAGAUGAGACUCCCAAGAAGAAAAGAUGGAGCAAAGGUUCGGCCACAGUUGAACAGACUUCAUCAUCCUCCCUGAAGGCCAAGUGGGCACAGGCAAAUCAGUCUCAACAAAUUCAUCUAAAUAAUCUUCUGAUGAAUCUAAAAGGCAUCAAAACAGACAAUCUAAACUCGGUCGAUGUCACUUCUAAUUUGCCAAAAAAUGGUAUAGAUGAACUUUUAAAAGCGUCUGCAUAUACUAGAGAAGGAAGUCCACGAAUAGAAGAUAUUGAGAGUGGUAGAACCUCGCCUUCAACCAGAGAAGCGAUCGCAGGAAUGUUAUCCAUCAGUCGGAUGUAUCAGCCAGAAGGAGAAGCUAGUUCGAGUCACCAUCACGGCAGUUCGCGAUCCAAGAAGAGGAAACAUCACACGCCUCACAAUGACGAGGUAGAGGACAUGGACAAAGUACACCAGGACGAUGACUUCAUCUAUCCUUCGCUGGACCUUUCUGAUGAAGAGGAGGAGAGAACAUCAAGAGGUGGAAAGAGGAAGGUAGAUGAAGCGUGGAACCCCAAAGCGAGAGUCGGCCAUGUGGCACCUAAGACUGAUCGGCCAUGUAGGGAAGGAGCGAAGAAACAGUCUGUGGAAAAAGGCCUUGAGGCUGCUGCUGCCAAAAGAGCCCGUCUUCCUUCUCCAAAAAGGCCAUAUCACAGAAAAAGACCGAAAUUUGUGCCUAUACCAAGUGUGGAACAACCUUCAUCAUCUCAAUCUAACGUGCUGCCUUCUAGUUCUUGCAGACCAACCGUUGCAGUUACAACGUCGACAAUAGAUUUAAAAAAUCGCAAACCAAAGAAGGGUAUGGCGACAGCCAAACAAAGACUGGGAAAAAUAUUAAAACUCCACAAAGUGUACCAUUAAAUAAAGUUAAGCAAUUUUUGUACAGAAUGUUUAGGUAUAUACAUUUCCUAGAUGUGUGAUAAACUUUCUCCACUGAGAGUGGCUGUUAUAUGUUACACGUUUUUUGGUACAAUAAGCCUGAAAGUCCCUUAAAACUUGAUUGUUAGUAUGGUUUUUUUUUUUUGCACUAAAGGUUUUGCAUAUCAGGUUAGUCA
Molecule: messenger RNA, 3075 nt
Organism: Macrosteles quadrilineatus (aster leafhopper)
Lineage: Eukaryota; Metazoa; Arthropoda; Insecta; Hemiptera; Cicadellidae
Product: histone lysine demethylase PHF8-like
Exons: 17
Coding region: 41-2881 (946 amino acids)
Biological process (GO): regulation of transcription by RNA polymerase II; protein demethylation
Molecular function (GO): histone demethylase activity; transcription coregulator activity
Source: RefSeq, a predicted model, not a curated record